AUGGCAGUUCAAGGCCGAUUCUCGCGCAGCCUUGAGGCUGCGCUGCACCCACCAGCAAGCACAGACGAUCAGGAUGCAGACACCGCCAGAAGCAGCAGUGCUGGCCACAUUGCCGACCAUAGGGCAGCAUCGAUUGGCGAAGAUGGAAGGGGUGGGCAUGUGACAGAGGAGGGAGGUGGAGGGCUUAGCAGGGAGAUUGAAGGGCAGGAGCAAGAGGAGCGGCCGAUUGCCUAUGUUCUUGCGUCAACAGACGCUGGCGUGAGGCUAGCAGAGAGCAGCAGCCUGCCAUCAAAUGUGGCGCUGAUUGUUCACUAUGACCUGCCCACCAGAAAGAACACGUAUGUCAGACGCCUGGGACUGUUUGGGAGAUCGGCUGCGCUGAAGAUCGCAGUGUAUUUCGUUGUGGCGGGAGAGGUGGCAGCGUUCAGGACCCUGGAAGGCUUUGCUGGCAAUGCUGUGAUUGAUGUCAUGCCAGUGCACAUAUCAGACAUUUUCCCUGCUUCCAGAGGAUAA
Molecule: messenger RNA, 513 nt
Organism: Coccomyxa subellipsoidea C-169
Lineage: Eukaryota; Viridiplantae; Chlorophyta; Trebouxiophyceae; Coccomyxaceae
Exons: 3
Coding region: 1-513 (170 amino acids)
Source: RefSeq, a predicted model, not a curated record